Lodderomyces elongisporus is the source of this 963-nucleotide messenger RNA. Its product is annotated as mitochondrial 37S ribosomal protein uS15m. Gene Ontology annotation, biological process: translation. Gene Ontology annotation, cellular component: ribosome. The record is from RefSeq and is a predicted model, not a curated record. Gene Ontology annotation, molecular function: structural constituent of ribosome. The coding region runs from base 1 to 963 and encodes 320 amino acids. The transcript has a single exon. NCBI's taxonomy places the organism in Eukaryota, Fungi, Ascomycota, Pichiomycetes, Serinales, Debaryomycetaceae.
AUGUUUCAAUCGUUUAGUCGUCCGUUUUCAUUGGGUCGGCCAUUAUUAGAGCAAGUGACCCGGACUCGUAGGGAUGUCAUCUCGCCCAAAUUAGCCGGAACCAUAUUCAGACAACCCGACUUACCAUUAAACAGAGAAAGAAAAUUGAGAAGAAAAGAAAAGAGAUUAAAGAGACAAAUUGUUCGUGAUGUUAAUACUUUGAAACAGCAUGAGCUUCAGAAUGUUCCAUUGAAGGUUGAUCCAGUACUAGGUGACCCCAAGUGUAAUUUUUUCACACGAAUCAUGCAAAAAGUUGAAAACUCUGAGGCUAACCUUGCAUUUGGAAUCGAUAGACUCGAAAUGGAAAAGAUCAUUUAUGCCGCAGACAAAAUAGCUCUUGAGAAAGUAUCCGAUAACGAAGUUUUGCGAGAAAAUGAGAAACAAAAGGCGCAACGCAAGAAAGAUGCUUUGUUGACUAUUUUGAACUUGAAGAAUACCGAUAAUUCUGACAAGAGGAAAAUGGCUGUUAAGUUUGCUCGCGAAGAACUUCAAAGAGAACCGGGUGACACUGCUUCGCCUGAGGUCCAGGCCGCUGUGUCGACAGUGAAGAUACAUUUCAUGAUGAGACACGUUAAGGAGAAUAAACAUGAUCAUCCAACAAGGCUCUUGGUCAGAAACUUGGUACAAAGCAGACAAAAGAUUCUAAGGUAUUUGAAGAAGAAGAACCCGGAGAGGUAUUACUAUGCAUUGGCCAAGUUGGGCUUAACUGAUGAUGUUGUUGUUAAGGAAUUCACUAUGGGCUACAAAUACUUGCAAGAUUACCAAAUCUGGGGUGACCAAGUGCUAGUCAAGGAAACUCAAAGCGAAAAGAAAAAGAAAUUCAGACUUAAGAAACUUAGGGAGAAGGUCAACACUUAUCACGAGGUUGCAAAGAAGAAUUACGAGAUCAUGAAAACAGAAGGUAUCAAGCCAAGUUCCAACUAA